Pangasianodon hypophthalmus (striped catfish) is the source of this 1631-nucleotide messenger RNA. It is a transcript of the gene dffa, whose product is annotated as DNA fragmentation factor, alpha polypeptide. Bases 220 to 1158 code for a protein of 312 amino acids. The record is from RefSeq and is a predicted model, not a curated record. The transcript is spliced from 6 exons. NCBI's taxonomy places the organism in Eukaryota, Metazoa, Chordata, Actinopteri, Siluriformes, Pangasiidae. Gene Ontology annotation, biological process: regulation of apoptotic process; apoptotic process.
UACUCCCUACUGUAGUAGACUGCAGAGGGUGAAACAUAAUGGCGGUUAUAACCUAUGUAGUGCACUACAUAUCAAAUGUGAAGCAAAUUAGGAUUGAAGGAAGCCUUAUCUUUGUACACAAGCGUGUCUGAGGCGCAGGGAAACACCGUCACCGUCUGUGAAGAUGAGUAUAGCUGAUGGAGGAUUGUGACUGUGUGUUUAUGUGGAAGUGAGAUUAAAAUGUCAGGGAUAAAGCCUUGUAAAGUGUGUAACUUCAGCCGGCAGAACUAUUAUGGCGUGGUGGUGGUUUCACUGAGCCAGCUCAAAGUAAAGGGUAGUGAAGCAUUGGGCUACAGUGCCGACACAUCAGUGUCCGUGGUGCUCGACGAUGAUGGAACCAUCGUGGAAGAUGACGCCUACUUCUUAUGUCUGCCACCGAACACCAAAUUCAUGUUCCUGCAAGAUAAAGAGAUGUGGAAGCCUGCAAAGCGAUUUGACGGAGGCACGGCGUGGCUCAUGCAGUCUUUUGACGUGGGCUCAGACACAGUAGACAGCACGAAUGGUGGCGUAGAACCCUGGCGUGGUUUAGCUGACCAGCUGAGACAGGACCUGGCCAGCAUCAUUCUCAUGUCCGAGGCAGAUCUACAGAGUCUGGUGGCUGUACCUUGCGCAGUCCUGGCCUCAGUGCUCGCCUUCCCAGAGCAGAAAACUAAGGAUUUACAAGACACCUUGCAGAGAGUGCUGGACCGCAGAGAAGAGGAGCGGCAGUCCAGAGAGCUGCUGCAGCUCUAUCUCAAAGUUGUGGAGAAAGAGCGUAGCCAGGAUUUGCAACAAGGUGAAACAGUGCCGGAUGAGGUGGAUGGCAUUGAGGUGGACUCGGCUGUGGGGUUUAACGCUAAGACACUGCUGGUUCUGAAGGGCAAAACGAGUCCUGAAACAAGACUCUCCAAUGAGGAGCUGCAGAUGGUGCUGAAGCAGGGAGUGGAGACGAUGAUGGACGAGCUGGGCUGGGACAGAGACAGGACUGCGGUGUUACUACAAGCCUGUGAGGAAGAGCUGAGAAAACGUCUGCAGCAGGUCCAAGCCAUGCAGUCGCUCAGCGCUCACUCGCAGUGCAGCAAUUCCACCUCCACAACACAGCCACAUAAAGAGGAGACCAAAGCAAAACGCAGAAAAUAGCCCAAGCAGUGUUUAGACUCGCUGGUGAUACACUCCUGUAUUCAGGGUUAUAUUGUUUUAAGUCUAGUUCAGUUCAUUUUGAUACUCCAUAAUUGUUCUGACACAAGUCCUGGCUGAUUUUAUAUCAUUUUUGACAUCAUAUACAUUAAGAAUCCUCUUAUUAUCCGGCGUCAGACAAACUACUGACAUUAAGUAUUUUUUAAUUUCUGUCCAGUUCAAAGCUUAUCAUUUGUUAACUGCUAAAAGUGACCUGACAUUAGCACUAACAACUCACUGCUGGUGUAAAUUCUUCCUUUGAUUUGACGCACAUGGAAAGUACCAUUUAUCAUUAAGGUUUAUAACCAAGGAGGAAAUGCUGUAUAUUACAACUGUGACAAUUUUAUAUCCAUAAUGAUCCAUAAUAACAGACUCUAGAAGUAGCUGUCACAACUGCUGGGAUAACUUUUAAAUGAUUAAAUUUUUCUCUUUUUUAA